AUGUCUGCUGAAAAUUUAAUAAUUUUUUACAUUGGAAUAUUAAUGCUACUUUCUAUCAAACAGACUUCUACGACUGAUUGCAAAAUCACCAAAGGAGAUUGCGUCGCAGAUGAUAGGAGGGUAGACCAGUUCUGUAAAGGAAGCUGUUUCACAAUUCCUCAGCAUUGUGAAAACCAUAAAGGAGCUGACUUAUUUGGAAAAGACCAAAAGUUCCAGUGUCACUGUAAAAACAUUAGUAACUGUGGUUUCCGGAUCCAUAGUAAAUGUGAAGGAGGAUGCUUACCUGGAUAUAAAGAGCCAUAUUGCCAAACACGGAAAUAUCAUGAAUUCAUAAAGAAUGAGUCUAGUAAGACAAACAAGCAUUCGUAUCUGUUUUCCUCUGAUAACAAAAAGGAAGUGAAACCUCCAAUGAAAAUACGAUUUAGGAACAAAUACAGAUUUAAUACAGUAGAAAUUUACAGUAAUUAUUCUGAUGCAACAAUGAAGGUUACGUAUCCGAUCGGAAUGGACUGCAAACUAAACUCAAAUGGAAGCAAGACAAUUUGCACUGGUGAUGUUUUGGCUAGAGACUUGUAUAUCGACGGGAAGGCAGAAUUUUAUCGUAUUACAUUAUAUGGAUGUCCACCAGUAUUGUAUGGAGAAGACUGCAUCAAUGAAUGCCAUUGUUCUCGAGGAGAAUCAUGUCACCAAAUUUCUGGAAUCUGUAAGAAUGGCUGCGAAGAUGGAUGGUAUGGGGAGAAGUGUGACAACAAAACAUACGUUAAUAUUGCUCAAGGUAAAAACACAAAUCAAUCAGCAAUUGCGUCCAGCCAAUUCUUUUUCCACAAUGGAAAAUGUGAGUCGAAGGACUCAUAUACGAGAUCUGACAAGGCGGUUGACGGUAAUUUUGACCCUGCAUUAAUACACGGAUCAUGUGCACAAACUCAACCACAAAAAAAUCCGUUUUGGCAAGUGACAUUUGAUAAACCAUACAUGAUAUCUCAACUGAGAAUAUACAAUCAAAUGGCAGACCGUUUCAGGUUGAAAAAUUUUAAAGUUUUUCUUGGACCAACACUUUGUUUUGAAAGUAGGUAUCAUGAACACACGGAACAAGUAAUUCAUAUUAAAUGUGAAAAACCAGAAAAUACAAGUAUUGUCAGAAUAUCGUUAGAAGGAAAGGAGAAACAGCUUACUCUAUGUGAAGUGGAAGUAUUACAAUGUGUUGAUGGAUUCUAUGGAGAUAUGUGUAUGGAACGUUGCAAAUUUUGUGAAGGUUCUAAAUGUGAUCAAGUCGUGGGUUGUAAGCAAGGUUGCGUUAAAGGAUAUUACUGGGACAAGUUUUUCAGGAAAUGCGAAGAAUGUUCCAGGGGCUUGUUUGGUCAAAAUUGCCAAAAGCUUUGUCAUUGUUCCCAAACAUGUGACCACAUCACUGGAUCGUGUCCAGGCAAAUGCAAUGAAGGGUUCCAUGGAUCCGACUGCCAAGAAGGAUCCUUUCAAGAAGAAAAAACUGAGAAUAACCUGGUUUUUGUGAUAGUUCCAUUGGUUCUGUUGAUGGUCCUAAUCACGGUAAUGGCGGUUGCAAUUUGGUAUUGGAAAAAAAGGCCAGUUGCAAAACGUGAUGUGAGAAUUCCCAAAAUAUCGGGAAAUAUAUUAUCAGAAGGCAUUUCUGAAGAGACAGCACAUCUCUCUGGAGAAAUACCGUUGGACGAAUGCCAGAGUAUAUGCAUCAUCAUGGCCGGUUCUUCGUUUAGGCAAAAUCUACUGGAAUAUGUUGCACAUAAAAAACAGGAAGAGGAACCAUUUAAUAAGGAAUUCCAGAGGCUACCAAAACUCUUUCCAAUGCCUUAUAAUGAAGCAAUGAAACCUGAGAAUGCAAAGAAGAAUCAGUAUAAAACUAUACUUCCAUACGACCAUUCACGUGUGAGACUUCAACCUGACGAGAUUUCUUCCUCAGAUUACAUCAAUGCAAACUUCAUCUGUAACCAACGUUAUAUUGCUUGUCAAGGUCCUACACAAAGUACAGUAACAGACUUUUGGAGGAUGAUUUGGCAAUUAAAAUGUAAUACUAUUGUUCUACUAAAAGAUAUGAAUGUCUCAGGAAAGACGAAAUAUAUGCAGUAUUGGCCGGAUGAAAAGAAUACUGAGACAUUUGGUACCAUCAAAGUGAAGCACAUCGAAACCAACUGCCAUUCCACCUAUAUACACCGAAGAUUCUUUAUUUCAAAGACAGGAGUUGAUCAGGAUGGAAGCUGGACAAUCGAUCAAUACUUCUUUAAAAAAUGGCCAGACCACGACAUUCCCCAACACGCUGAAUACAUCUUAGAAUUCAGAAACGCUUUGAAAAACAGAGAAGAGAUAUCAUACCCUUUGGUCGUACAUUGCAGUGCUGGUGUUGGUCGUACCGGAUCUUACAUUUGCAUUGACAUUCUUCUAAAUGAAAUGUUGAAUAAUGAAGCUGUUGAUGUACUGGCAUGUAUCAAAAAGCUCCGCGAGGACAGGAUGCAUUUGGUUCAGAAAAGGAUGCAGCUGGAGUUCAUAUACGAUGUCUUAGUCGAGAACAUUAUCACAGCAGAUUACGACAUCGAUGUCGACGACAUUCCAAAAGAAUUCUCUAGAAUAAAACAAACAAAUGAUUCGACAAGAGGAUCAAUCUUAGAGCAGCAAUUUCAGGAGCUGAUCAAACAAGUCAAGCCGUGUAGCAUGAGUCUUACAUCAAAAGACGAGGAAGAAUUAGCGAAUUUCAAUAUCAACGGAGUCUUCAUCGAUGGACCUUCCUGUGAAAAUCAAUUCCUUGUCACGGAAAGACCAGUAGAAGGGAAAACUGUGAAUUUCCUGAGGUUUGUAAGCGAAAACUGUUAUCUGAAUAUCGUGGCCUUCUUUCAUUCAAAUCGGGAUCCACCUAACUACUUGCCAAGGACACUGAACGAAUCUGUUAAAAUUGGACCAUAUCUCCUAAAACUAGUUACUUUUGAGGAUAAAAAAAUCUGCAUACAUAGUGUUUUAAAGGUUAAGUUUGAUAACAAAAAAAAGUCGAGGAUCGAAGAGUAUCUGAUGAACCACUUCCUAGUUACCAUAUGGAUGGACAGAAAAUAUCCAUCAUGUGCCGACAUAUUAAAACUGAGCAAUAUACUGAGCGCCCAUCAGGAGAAGGAGGUCAAUAAAAAAUUCACCGUGCAUUCGGGCACGAAUUUCAACAAAAGUGGUUUGCUGUGCAUCACUCACAUUUUAAAAGAUGCAAUAACCAGUCAAUCAGUAAUCAACAUAGUACGAUUAGUGCGACUAAUCAAGAAAAUACAACCAGAAAUAGUACCCAACUGUGAAUCUUACACCUACAUUUGGGAAGUUGCUGAAUAUUUGCAAAAGGAAUCAUCUUUAUACAGUAAUUGUGUACAGUGAUACUUGGGGAUGAAUAUCUUUUAUAAAUCCAUGUUAUAUCCGUUAAGAGGUGAUGUAUACAAAAAGUCUAUUUCUUUGUUGGA
Messenger RNA from Octopus sinensis (East Asian common octopus), 3458 nucleotides. RefSeq names its product receptor-type tyrosine-protein phosphatase T-like. The record is from RefSeq and is a predicted model, not a curated record. The coding region runs from base 1 to 3375 and encodes 1124 amino acids. Gene Ontology annotation, biological process: protein dephosphorylation. The transcript has 28 exons. NCBI's taxonomy places the organism in Eukaryota, Metazoa, Mollusca, Cephalopoda, Octopoda, Octopodidae. Gene Ontology annotation, molecular function: protein tyrosine phosphatase activity.